AUGGUAUUUGGAAUUGCGCUUGGAGGGUCGCCAUUCAUUCAAUGGCAGGACCCCCAAGGCUUCCAGGGCCUGAAACACUUGCCAUCUGUGAUAGUCCUGGGUAACAACAGGGGCUACAUUCACUACCAGGGCCAGCCCAAGCUCUGCCGCAACAGGAAUGACAGAAAAGGAGCAGGGGACAUAAACAUUUUAUGCACUGACCUUUUAUCCCUCAACAGAACGCUGGACUUGACUGACUGGUAUGGACGACGAGCCUCUGGGUCGAAGCUUAAUAGAAGCAAGACCCAAGCUCUUUUUUAUGGACCAUGGACAGCAACUGAAAUGACAGGACUCCCCCUGACUGUGACCCAGACUUAUCAAAAGAUACUUGGGAUUAAAUUUGAUGGGGAAGGGGGAGGGAAAACAAAUUGGCCAGACGUGGUAGGGAAAGUCAGGCAGAGACUAGGCUACUGGACACUUAGAGGACUGACAUUAGAAGGAAAGGUUUUAAUCAUCAAAUCAGUGAUUUUACCUUUGCUUUUACUUAUCAGUUCUGUUUUUAUCCCACCUAGGAAAGUGCUUUUAGAGCUAGAACGAGCCAUUUUUUAUUUCCUGUGGGGGUCCAAGUGGGAACGGCUCAGAAGAAGCGAAAUGAAAAAAACAAAAGAGAAGGGAGGAAAAGGAGUGCCGGACCUGCACCUUUUUUUUGGCAGCAAACACAUCGCACAACAUCUUAAGGUCGCAACAGCCCCAUCCAGAAACCCAAAGACUGUAGCAAUGACACGUUUCUGGAUGGGGUCUUACCUCAGAAAAAUCAAGCUUUUACCCGUAGACCUUAGAACACCUGUGUCUUUUAACCUGCCACCAGCUUAUGCUUUUAUUGAGACAUUUUUACGGCAUUUCAAACUUGAGAAGGAGGAUCUAAAUGUUUUAACUGACCACCGCUCUUUGAUUUCUGUUGUGCAGGAGCGGGAACCAGUGAGCCCAGUGCGUGGGCUUGCAUUCGGCGAGCCCUCGACAGUUUGGCGCAACGUGAACCAUUCCGCUCUUCCAAACAGACUCCGGGACCUGUCUUGGAUGGUGGCUCACGAGAUCCUCCCAGUCAGAGCCGUAAUGCAUUCCCGGGGCAUGUCGGCACACUCUACCUGCCCCCGACCAGGUUGUGGCGCCCCUGAGUCGGUGAGGCACCUGCUCUGGGAGUGCAGCGCUGCCGUAGACCAGUGGGCAAUGGCCGGCUCCUUAAAUUUCCCGUACUUGCCAGCAAGGGAGGUCCUGACAGCGCAGCUGGUGCUGUAUGGGGUGAGCCAGAAUAAAAAAAGACCAGCACAUGACUUUGGAAAACAGUGGAGAAAGAUCGCCUCUGUGCCCAUUCGGCGGAAGGGGCCGGAGCCACACUGCGAAGGUCGAGGCAGCGGCGGCCUGACUCUCCGGGAGAGGCAG
Anoplopoma fimbria (sablefish) is the source of this 1419-nucleotide messenger RNA. RefSeq lists its product as uncharacterized. NCBI's taxonomy places the organism in Eukaryota, Metazoa, Chordata, Actinopteri, Perciformes, Anoplopomatidae. The record is from RefSeq and is a predicted model, not a curated record.